UCAUUGUCUCCCCACUUGAAUGAUUUUCAGAUAAUAUAAAGUCGAUAUCUAUCAGUUUAUCUCGAAAGAACGCCUAUAUUUAUGUAGGAUUGAAUGCCAAGGAUUGUGUUCUCUCGAAAAAAUGUUUCCGUUACUUAUAUGUGAAAUUUUUCUUUUCGUGUAUGCUUCUGCGGCAUCCGAUUGUCUCCUUAGAGAAUAUGGGGAAAAUAAAAAAGUUUGCGUCUGUAAUUCAGAGCACUGCGACUAUUUCUCCGAGAACCUGGCAUUGGAUAAAGUGAACAUUAUAACUUCAACGCAAUCCGGGGCUAGGUACAGAACAAGCGUUCAAGAUUUCGAAACUGUCUCAAACAGCACAAACCUCAUUACAAUAAAUAGAAACAAGACAUACCAAAAAAUUAAUGGGUUUGGAGGUGCGUUAACAGAUACUGCUGGUGUCAACAUCAUGUCACUUCCUGCAGGAGCAGCAGAACAUUUAAUGAGAUCGUAUUUCACCGGAACGGGAUCUAUGUACAACCUUUGUCGCGUACCUAUGGGCGGAACAGAUUUUUCAACUCGUGGUUACUCCUAUGAUGAUGGACCCGAAGAUAAGAACUUGAGUAAUUUUAAACUAGCAGAAGAGGAUUUCAAAUAUAAGAUACCUUUGAUGAACCUGGCUCUGAAUUUGAGCAUGAGUCAAACAAAACUGAAGUUUUUCACUUCAACGUGGACUGCUCCGAAGUGGAUGAAAGAAAAUGGUAAAUAUGCAGGCGGUCAUCUCAAAAAGGAACACUACCAAACUUGGGCCAAUUAUUUCGUGAGAUUCCUGGAAGAGUACAAAAAACAGGGACUAGAAUUCUGGGCUAUAUCAACCGGUAAUGAGCCCUUGUUAGCCAAACUCCCAUUCAUAAAAAUACCCUCCGUUAACUGGGACUCCAAAACAGCUAGCAUAUGGAUCAGAGAUCAUUUAGGACCCACUCUUAGAUCUUCUAGAUUUUCAGAUAUCAAAUUAUUGGCUAUAGACGACCAGCGAUUGUUUUUCAAGGACUAUGUGGCGAACGUAAUGAAAAAUGAAACGACAAGAAGUUAUGUUGAUGGUUUCUCAGUGCAUUGGUAUUUGGACACAGAUAUUUCGCCAAAAGUUUUGGAGAACACCCAUCAAAGGUUCCCUGAAAAAUUCAUAUUAUCCACAGAAGCUAGCUCUGGUUUUCUUCCUUGGCAAACACACGUUGACUUAGGCGCUUGGGACAGGGCAGAAAAGUACGCAAAUGAUAUAUUGGAAAAUCUCAACAACUGGGUAACUGGCUGGGUGGAUUGGAAUCUAGCCUUAGACACCAAAGGUGGCCCAACUUACAUUAACAAUCAUAUCGAUGCUGCCAUCAUAGUAAACGCUACAGCUGGAGAAUUUUACAAACAACCAAUGUAUUAUGCAAUUUCCCACUUCUCGAAGUUCAUUCCCGAAGGAUCUGUGAGAAUCGACGCAAAGUCGGACGUAAAUUUGCCAUUGGUGGCUCUCACCAGACCUGGACCAGAUAAAAAAGUAGUUCUGGUGGUACUGAACAAGAAUAAUGAGGAUGUACCUGUGACUAUUAAGGAUGAGUUGAGACACAUCAACCUGAAUCUGGAAAGGAGGUCCAUCACAACGGUGAUUUACUGAAAAAAAUUGCAAAGAGGAACGAAAAGACACGAUAAAGAAUACUCAUUUCUAAGAUCAUAUAGGAAGGCAAGAUUUUGAGUCCCAUCAUCAUCAGUGUCCCUGUGGAGAAAUUAUUAAUAUCUGUGAUUUUUGUAAAAAAACGAAUAGCUCAAUGAAGUAGCUUAAGUUUCAUCAGCUGUCUAUGGAUUGUUUCAGAGACAAAUUCAGUUCAUAAAAAGUAGCAGAUCUUUUAUUUAUACCCGUUUCCUGUUCAUAAUUUAUUGUAUUCAAACCAUUUCAUAGGAAAACAAUUUAAUUGGACAAUAUGUAUACAUAAAACAAUAAAAUUUUAAUAAAUA
This is a messenger RNA of Coccinella septempunctata (seven-spotted ladybird), 1971 nucleotides long. RefSeq names its product lysosomal acid glucosylceramidase-like. Gene Ontology annotation, molecular function: glucosylceramidase activity. Bases 122 to 1633 code for a protein of 503 amino acids. Gene Ontology annotation, biological process: glucosylceramide catabolic process. The transcript is spliced from 9 exons. The record is from RefSeq and is a predicted model, not a curated record. Lineage: Eukaryota; Metazoa; Arthropoda; Insecta; Coleoptera; Coccinellidae.